Molecule: messenger RNA, 3240 nt
Organism: Clupea harengus (Atlantic herring)
Lineage: Eukaryota; Metazoa; Chordata; Actinopteri; Clupeiformes; Clupeidae
Product: golgin subfamily B member 1-like
Exons: 11
Coding region: 1607-3229 (540 amino acids)
Biological process (GO): telomere localization; homologous chromosome pairing at meiosis; spindle assembly
Cellular component (GO): chromosome, telomeric region; lateral element; meiotic spindle pole
Molecular function (GO): dynein complex binding
Source: RefSeq, a predicted model, not a curated record
UUCUGCAAUUUCACCAGCAAAGUUUUGAUAUUUAACAUUUAUGAGGUGGCAGGAAUUGGCAGAGGCGGUUGGGAGUGAAAUCAAGUGAACAUGCAUGGCAAUGUAAGGGGGAUGAUGGCGUGGAAACAAUGGACUCUUGAGCAGACGUGUUACAUCAGUCUUUGAGGAUAAGAGAAGGGGCUAGGCCCAAGGUUUGACAGAACAGCAACAGCUAAAUAUAUCAGAACAUAUGAAAAAUAUGCCAUGAUUGCAGAUGAGCUCCAUGUCCUUGGAAAAAAUAGUAUAGUUGGUAGCUGUUCUUCAUUUUUCACUUAUUGUCAAGGGUAAUUUCCUUGAAGUUAGUGCUAGAAUGUAUGACUGAUACGUGAUCUGCGUAAGAUCUGCUUCUUUUUCUCAGCAACUAAUCAGCAUCAUUUUUUUUUUUUUUAAACUAAACAGACGAUAUGCUGCUGCAGUGUAGGAGACGCGGUGAGAGAUUAUCCACUAGAGGGCGGAGAUAGUCAGAGAAUGUCAUGAUCGCCUCGAGAUUUUUCCUGCCUUCACAGAGAUGUGAAAAUGAUGGUCUGAGACUUAUUUACACGCCUCAUUCUAAUUUUUCGACUAUAGAUAUUCGUUGGCAAAUGUCUUAAUACACCGUAAUGUGCAUUCAAUUUGGUGUGAGGUGUUUUCCUACAAAACUUCCCUGAUGGCAAAAGGCCAGUUGACCACUGUCGGCCCACUGGGGGCAGAGAUGACUGUCCGCUGGCCUUUUGCUCAUUGGUUUUUCGGGCGGUCCAAUGGUGAGUUACAGACAAACGGCCCCCAUUUUGCCUCUUGCUUUAAAAACAUUUUUUUUCUUAAAUACAUUUAUAUUUCUUCAGUCACUUUUUCACCAACUCUUUCUUUUAUAGAUGUUGUAAGUGAUACGUUUUUAAUUGACCAAGUAAGCCCACCCUUCUAGUACCAUGAAUCUCUUAUGUUUAGUGACAUCUCUUAUGAAUUUUAAUUAUUAAUAUUAGUAACAUUAACCUCUAUAGGCUGAUAGAUUUAUUAACGGCGGAAGCAGCUUUUUUGGCGUCGAGAAAUAUGUCAUAAUGGUGUAUGUGACGUCAUGGAAUUUAGAACCAUAAAUCGCAGCUACUGCUCAAACAUCACAUUUGUAAUCGUACAUUAUCGCAUUAUCUAGCCUACUGUUUGCUCGUUAACUAAAUAUUUAAUAGUAUCCUAGUGUGAGUUUAGUAAGUUCAGAAAACAUUGCUUUGGAACAAUGUUGAAAAGAUUCUCGUCAGAACCAGGUGGUCUAGAUAGGCUUGGCUUAUUUACCACUCUUUCUGGCAGUAGUACACUUACGUUUUUGCCGGAACAUGGAGGUAGCAGCGUCUGUGGACAAGGGGAAGCCAGUCCCCGUAAACCUGAAGGUACAAGGCCUGAGUGUUAGUCUAUACUGACUAUUCAGUAUAAUUCCUGUAUCUAUGUAAAAUAAUUUCCAUAUGUUUUAUUUACAGAGACCUCAGAGGACAGUGAUACUCUACGUGCUGCAGAGGAACAGGACAUCUGGAGCUCCUCAGACUUGAAUCCACAAGAGAAAAGACACACUGUGGAUCUUCUGGACUGCAAGACCCGGCUUAUGAAAGCCAAUACUGGACUUCAGAUGGCCCUAAACGCCUGUGAGGAUUCCAAAAUUGACCUGGAAAAUGAGGUCACUUCCCUUAAGAAUCAGAUGAAAAGUAUGACGCAGGCCCUCCAUGGUUCGGAGAAGGUUAGGGAGGAAAUGGAUGAGCUCCAGGCAGCACUAGCCGAGAGUGAGAAGAUUAAUCACUGCCUCAAUGCAUCUUAUUAUAAACUGGAGAUACGAAACGAAACCUUGAGUCACCAGAUUGAAGCCAUCACUCAGGAGAUUUCUGACAUUUUGCCUGAGAGGGAGAUGGACAAAAGAAAGAUCAAAACUUUGAGUCAGCAUAUCCAGGUUUUACAGCAACAACUGGAGGAAGCAAAAAGGAUGCUUGAUGAAAGAGAUGGAAUCAUUUACAACAAAGAUGUAGUGAUUAAUCAGCAAAAAGCAUCCAUGGAUGAGUUGACCACCAUUGGACAGGGUCUGAGAGAGGAAGUCAAGAACUUGGAGGACCAGUUGGAAUUAGCACUGGUUAAUGAAGAGGGCAGUUUCCUGCACCCGGAUGGCACUUUCUCUGUGGCCACAGAGAACCGCCUCUCUCUAGCUGAAGAGCUCGGGCUGAUGGCUGGAUUUCAACAGGAAGAAUCUGAUGAUGAUGUGGAGGUUGAUGACGUCCUAAUGGGCUCAGAGGUCACUGCAUGGGAACUGAAAGAGGAGGUGGAAGAAGAUAGCUGCUUUGAGGAGAUGAAAAUCAACUGCAUGAAGGUGAUUGAAGUGAGUCCUGAGGAGAUCACAGAGAUCAUCAAGCAUGAGGAAGUAGUGGAGGUCGCCGGGAAUAAGGAGGUGAAGGAUUUCAUCCAGGUUGAUGAGGUAGAAGGCAUGAAAUGGAUUAAUGAGACUGUUGAAACUGAGGAAAUCAGCCAUCUUGAAGAGGUAAAUGAGGAGGACAAGGCUGUUAGACCUGAGAAGAUAGAGAUGGUCGGCAUGCUUGAGGAAGUAGAGCAAACUGUCAGACAUGAGGAGGUGAGGGAUCUCAUCAAACUCGAGCAGGAAAAAGAUGUGAAGGAAAUUUCCAGCAUUUUGGCCGAGGAAGCCUGCCAUCAUGAGGAGAUGAAGCCUGCCAUUGGACACAAGGAAGUCAGAGACAUCGAACUGGAGAUAAAGGCAGCCAUUGGACACAAGGAAGUCAGAGACAUCGAACUGGAGAUAAAGGCAGCCAUUGGACACGAGGAAGUCAGAGAAAUCGAACUGGAGAUAAAGGCAACUAAACCUGAGGAAGAUAAAUGGGCAACUGCUCAUCCUGAGGAGGUGAAGGAGUCUGUGAUGCAUCAGGAGGUGGAGGAGGCUGUCAGAACUGAGGAAGCAAAGGAUUUCAUCAGGCUUAAGGAGGUCCUUAAACAUGAGGAGGAGAGAGAGGAAGUGGGCCGUGUUGUUGAGGUGGAUGGCAUGGCUAGACUUGAUGAAGUUCAGGCUGUGGAGGUAGAGCAGACCCAGUUCUGUAUACUGGAUGAAGACCUUGCACCAGGGCAGAACAGCGGCGCGUGGCUGGAUGAAGCCUGUGAGAAGAUCAAAAGAGGUGCCCUGAUUACUGGAGCCAUUGGCCUUGGUGUCUUUCUUUUAUGGAAAAUAAAGUCUUAAACCUACUAAAA